This is a messenger RNA of Parasteatoda tepidariorum (common house spider), 3116 nucleotides long. RefSeq names its product phosphatase and actin regulator 2. The record is from RefSeq and is a predicted model, not a curated record. NCBI's taxonomy places the organism in Eukaryota, Metazoa, Arthropoda, Arachnida, Araneae, Theridiidae. Gene Ontology annotation, biological process: actin cytoskeleton organization. Gene Ontology annotation, molecular function: actin binding.
UAUUAAACUUUUUUUUGGCAACUGUUUACAUUGUUAUGGCUGCCGUCGGAAGUUAAUUUUAUUAUUUUAACGGUUGUUUUAACAGUGGACAUCAAAAUCAGAUAGUAUGUGCUGACAUUUUUUUCUGAUUUCAUCAAGAAAACAAAUCAAACUUUAUCAUAUAGAUAAAAACUUUAUCGUGCUAAGUGUAAACUAUUUUUUAACUUAAUUUUUAUGAAUUGUGAGGUGAGAAAAUGAUUUAUAACCUGAUAAUUUUAAAUUUUUAAUGAAAAAUGGAAACGCCUUAUAUGAUUAAUAGCAAUGCUGCUACCAUUCUCAUCACAUAGCGAUUGCAUCUUUGAAGACUGGACUUCAUGAAGAAAUCUGAAUGUGCGGCCCAUAAGACCACUUCUCUACCAGAUUUUGGCUCUUACAGAAAUUUUAGUAAAAAAACUAAUGGUGCCAUGAAAACAAGUUCCGCGGGGUCGACCCGAUCCCCAACCCCAUCCCCAGUGGACGGCAAACACAGUAGGUUUGCAAUGCUGGGAAGGCUCUUCAAACCUUGGAAAUGGAAACGGAAGAAAAAAAGUGAUCGAUUCGAACAGACUUCCAGAACUCUGGAAAGGAAGAUAUCUAUGCGUUCCACCAAAGAAGAGCUUAUUAAAAAAGGCGUUCUGUUACCUGACGGUACGGAUAAAGACCAAGAUAGUAAACCAAAUGAUUCCGUUCACCCCAAUCACAUUCCACAGAUUAAUGGAUUCGUCUCGGAGAGUGGUAUGUCGGAUGGCAAUAAGGGGCGAUGUUCGCCGAUGGUAACGACGUCAACAUUGUCUUUUGAUACCUACACAAACACUGUUGUUGUGUCUAGUUCUUGUGUACCUGGGUCUCUCACUUCUCAGAAUAAUGCCAUACCUGUGAUACAUAAUGUUUCCCUGUUGAACCUUCCAGAUGUAGAAGAGGUGCCUUCCCAUGAUGGGGAAAUAAUUCUAUCUUCUCUUCCAGAACCACCAAUAUCUGUCAAUGAUAUUGGCCCUAUCCCACCACCUCCAAUGUUCUCAAAUCCAUCACCUCUUUUACUCUCUAAGUUUCACUCACACUCAGUUGAAUCUUCUGAUGAUGCAGAGGAAAGGAAUGCACCUGAGGUGAAAAUGCCUGUCCCAUGUGUAGUGUAUGUUACUCAAAGAGAACCUACUGUUGACUUCUCUUCUGUUGAAGAGAUCCCUGCCAAAGAACCUCACCCUAUGUCAGCUAUGCCCAAGAAAAGUGCACUCAAGAAAAAAGGCCCCUUUACCUGCGCAGAUUUCCAAAGGCUACAAAUUGUUCAAGCUAGGUCAAGUUUAAGAAGAGUAUCAUCUGUUGAUCAUGAUGGCCGUCCACUACCUUCCAUUUCAAUUAGUGCUACAGAUGAUUCUGAUUCCGAUUCAGAGUCGGACAAUCCAAUAUUAUGGAAAGAUUAUUAUGGGGAUGAUGAAGAAUAUAGAAGAGUAGCCAAAGUAGCCCGUAAAGACUCUUUAGCGUUGAAGUUAGCCCAGCGCCCAGAUAUUCAGGAAUUGAUUGAUAAAAAUAUAUACAUUGCGUAUUCAGAACAAGAAAAUCACGAAAAUAAAGAAGAUGUUAAGAAGAAAUUAACUAGGCGCCUGAGCUUACGGCCAACUCCAGAAGAGCUUGAACAUAGAAAUAUUUUGAAGUUUCAGUCAGCGGAAGAGUUGCGGAAGGAAAAAGAAGAAAAAAAGAAAACCCUCAUUCGAAAAUUGAGUUUUCGACCUACCAUUGAAGAAUUAAAAGAAAGGAAAAUCAUCCGUUUCAAUGAUUAUGUGGAGGUGACCCAAGCUCAAGAUUAUGACAGAAGAGCUGAUAAGCCAUGGACGAGGCUGACACCUAGAGAUAAAGCUGCAAUUCGUAAAGAAUUGAAUGAAUUUAAAAGUAUGGAAAUGGAGGUUCACGAAGACAGCCGGCAUCUUACAAGGUAUCACCGACCUUGAAGUGAAUGUUUAUAGCCUGUAAAUUAUUUGUUAGAAGUCGCUUAAAACUUAGGAGGCAAAGGUUAUUUUUCAACUUACAUAUGUUGCUGGCUGGGCCUGCAUUUCAAAUGAAUUUCUCAGCUUCCAUCGAAAUAAGUGUGCUGUUUACAGAGUUUAAAAUCCAAAUUUUGCUAAACAAAGUGCUAUGCCCAAAGAUUAAAACUGUCUUUGUGUCAAGUUCAUGGCGUGUGCCAUCAGCUAUUUCCUCGUAGGAUUUGUUUGAAGUUUUAUAUAUAUUAGACGACUUUUUUUUUUAAUUAAAAAAAAGGCAGACUUUUCAGCAUUUUUAAUAUUUGAUGCAUCUUUCUUAAAAUGUUUUUAACGUCUGUUAUUUUCUCCAAGUAUAUAAAAAAAAAACUAUUUGUAGGGAAAUCACUUUUUUAAAUGAAAUAAAUUGCUCUUGAUAUUAGUUUAUUUUAAUAAUGUACAGUAUUUGGUGCAAAACAGAAGGUCUGUGAUCUGACGUUUUGUUGUUAUAAGUUUGUAAAUAUUAGCAUUCCUGAGUCAAUAAUAAAAUAAAAAACAACAUAUUUUGAUGUAAUUUCAAAAGCACUUUAUACUAUCUAGGUCAUUGUAUAUAUUUCAUACAAACUAAGUGUUCUCACGUUUCAUAUAGUACUAGUGUAAAGUUCAAGUAUGGUAUAUAACAUGUUUUAAAACUUGAUGUCUUUUUGCUGUUUUAGUUCCAUUUAAAUGAAACUAUGCUUGCUCACACCAAAUAUGCAAUAUUUUCACAUGGAUUAAAUUUUAAAUGAUUCUUCUUAUAGUAUGACUGUGUAAUGCAAAUUCAGUAUUAAAUUAAACUGUGGGUUUUUUAUAAGACUGUGAUAUAAUUUUCAGUAAAAGUAUGUAUCAUUGAUCUGUACAUAUCACACUAUAUAUUUUAUGUAUUUAGUUCCUGUUGACUAUGUGCAGAACACCAUUAAGAAAAAAAUUUUAAAUUCGCUAUUGCUUUUUAAAUGUGAAUAAAAUGAUUUACACUUUUAUAUGAAGUGGUUUAUGUAAAAAUAGUCUUUUUUAUAUGCGAAAAAAACUUAAAACAUUUCAUUAGAUCAGCUGCUAUGUCAUGUGUAUAGUGUUCAUAGAGCAAUAAAUAUAUAUUUUGCUUUGAUUUUA